Messenger RNA from Paecilomyces variotii, 1754 nucleotides. Its product is annotated as O-acetylhomoserine. Gene Ontology annotation, molecular function: transferase activity, transferring alkyl or aryl (other than methyl) groups; pyridoxal phosphate binding. Gene Ontology annotation, biological process: transsulfuration. The transcript is spliced from 6 exons. Lineage: Eukaryota; Fungi; Ascomycota; Eurotiomycetes; Eurotiales; Thermoascaceae. The record is from RefSeq and is a predicted model, not a curated record. The coding region runs from base 118 to 1494 and encodes 458 amino acids.
GAAAUAAUAUCCAUCACGGAAGUAGACGGAAACAUCAACAGACUCUAACUACUUCAACGAGUGAUUUGUGCGGGGAUUCCCUAUUGAAUCGAUCGUCGCAUCGCAUCGCAUCGAAUCAUGUCUGCCAACGAGACUCCUCGCUUUGAGACCCUGCAGCUGCAUGCUGGCCAGGAACCUGACCCGACCACAAGAGCCCGCGCUGUUCCCAUCUAUGCCACCACGUCCUACGUUUUCAAUGACUCCGCCCAGGGCGCGAGGCUCUUUGGCCUCAAGGAAUUCGGCAACAUCUACAGCCGUAUCAUGAACCCCACCGUCGAUGUCUUCGAGAAGCGAAUUGCUGCUCUCGAGGGCGGUGUUGCCGCUGUGGCCGCCUCCUCCGGCCAGUCCGCGCAGUUCAUGGCCUUUGCUGCCCUGGCUCACGCUGGCGACAACAUCGUCGCGACCAGCAACCUGUACGGUGGCACUUACAACCAGCUCAAGGUUCUCUUGCCUCGUCUGGGAAUCACGACCAAGUUCGUCCAGGGAGACAAGGCAGAGGAUAUCGCGGCCGCCAUCGAUGACCGCACCAAGGCCGUUUACCUCGAGACCAUUGGAAACCCGCGUUACAACGUUCCUGAUUUCGAGGCGAUCGCCAAGGUUGCCCACGAGAAGGGGGUUCCACUUGUGGUCGACAACACCUUCGGAGCAGGCGGCUACUUCGCCCGUCCCAUCGACCACGGCGCCGAUAUCGUCGUCCACAGCGCAACCAAAUGGAUCGGCGGCCACGGCACCACCAUCGCCGGCGUCGUCAUCGACAGCGGUAAAUUCGACUGGGGCAAGCACGCCGCUCGAUUCCCCCAGUUCGUCGAACCGGCCGAGGGCUACCACGGCCUCAAAUUCUGGGAGACCUUCGGACCCAUCACCUUCGCGAUCCGCGUGCGCGUCGAAAUCCUGCGCGAUCUGGGAACGGCCCUGAACCCCUUCGCUGCGCAGCAGCUCCUGCUGGGUAUCGAGACGCUGAGUCUGCGCGCUGAGCGCCAUGCCUCCAACGCUCUGGCUCUUGCACGCUGGCUCCAGAAGAACGAGAACGUCACUUGGGUCUCGUACCCGGGUCUCGAGAACCACCCGAGCCACGAAACCGCAAAGAAGUACCUGAAGCGCGGCUUUGGUGGUGUGCUAUCUUUUGGCGUCAAGGGCGGUGCUGCUGCUGGUAGUCAGGUCGUUGAUGGCUUUAAGCUUAUUUCCAACCUGGCAAACGUCGGCGACUCCAAAACCCUCGCCAUCCACCCGUGGUCCACCACGCACGAACAGCUCUCCGACCAAGAAAAGCUCGAUUCGGGCGUCACCGAAGACGCGAUCCGCAUCUCCGUCGGCACCGAACACAUCGACGACAUCAUCGCUGAUUUCGAACAGUCCUUCAAGGCCGCUAGUGCUGCCGGACCGGAUAAGGCUGCUCUUCCGGAUAGGUCUGAUGCGUCUGCGCAGAGGGAGGUUGGGCUGCAGGGUUCUGUCUAAGUUAGAGUAGUUUUCGGAACUCAGAUGGUGGUAUUUUUUUUUUUUUUUUUGCUCAAUUUCAAUUGAAAGGAAGCAUCUCGGGCUUAGGAGAUGGUGGUGGUGAUUCUGUUCUUGUUUAUGCUUAAUUGUUGAGUGAUGAUUGUCGUAUAGAGAUGUCUGAGCUCUCCAUUCAUGAUACCAUAUUAUAUGAGAUCUCUUUUUAUCCAUUUUAUUAUAUCGAUGUCUUCUUCUGUGCCAAAAUGGAAACGAAAAUUAUGCAC